This is a messenger RNA of Rhopalosiphum padi (bird cherry-oat aphid), 2115 nucleotides long. RefSeq lists its product as uncharacterized. The transcript is spliced from 10 exons. Gene Ontology annotation, molecular function: odorant binding; olfactory receptor activity. NCBI's taxonomy places the organism in Eukaryota, Metazoa, Arthropoda, Insecta, Hemiptera, Aphididae. Gene Ontology annotation, cellular component: plasma membrane. Gene Ontology annotation, biological process: sensory perception of smell; detection of chemical stimulus involved in sensory perception of smell. The coding region runs from base 331 to 1602 and encodes 423 amino acids. The record is from RefSeq and is a predicted model, not a curated record.
UACCAACGAGCUACUCCAGAUAAUAAUCGGCUAACGUUUUACGUUCCUUAAUUAAUCGUCAAAAACCUUUAUUGAUUAUAUAAUUUAAUUAAAGUUUACAUAGAUUAAAUAUAAUAUUUAACUCUAGGAAAUCAUUUGAUUAAUUAGAUUAUCACUGCAGUAACGGAUCUGGGCAAACAGAGUAAUCAUUUCAGCAACGGAUCUAGGAAAACAAAGCGAGUCUUCUUCUCCGUGUUGUAUCCAGAUAAAUGUAAUCAUUUCAGCAACGGAUCUAGGAAAACAAAGCCUGUCUUCUUCUCCGUGUCGUGUCCAGAACAAUAUCGAAGCAGUAUGAACAUGACAUUUGAUAUAAGCAUAUUGGAGCCUAAAGAAGUUUGCAUUAACUUGAAAUUGCUUAAGCUAUUUCAUUUUUUUCAUCUAUUUGAUCCCAAAAUCAAAACAAUUUGCAAUUUCAAUGUGUAUCAUAUAGCUUUGUACAUCAUAAAUUGCGUCAUUGGUUGUAUUCUAAUGUUCGGAAUGGUGGGUUAUUUUACUGAGGCAGACAAUGAAAUAAAUAUUUUCACUGAUGUACAGUCAAUGUUUUGUUGCUUAGUUUAUUUUCUAUGUUUAGUUAAAAUAAUUACAUUUGUUAACAAAACAAAUAACAUAUGGGAUUUACUCCGCGUUACUUGUAUAAAUUUUUUGUCGAGCACACAGUGUCAAAAAAAUGUAGGGAUUCUUCAUAACUAUCGUGAAAAAUUAAUAAAAACUACAAAUUACAUCACAGUUAUUUUAAUUGUACUUACCAUCCAAUGGUCCUUGUAUCCUCUAGUACUGCUGUGGUUGCAAAGAGAAGACGCAAAACAAUCAAGUCGACGCUUUGAGAAUGUUUUCAACUUUCGGUUCCCCGUGACCAUUAGUUACUAUAAUAAUAAUUUUGCUAUAUUUUAUAUUAUCGAGGAAUCUAUUGGAUUGCUUCUGUUCUACAUGCAUUUAAUGAGUGAAGUCUUCUAUAUUUCUAUCUGCUAUGUUAUGAUUGCUCAAUAUGAGAUGAUUCAAAAAGCUUACAAAAAUGUCAACAGUGAACUGAAUUCCAAAAAUAUAAAUGGAAACAAACACGAUAUUAACGGGAAUGAUUGUUUUGAUGAUUUAGUAUCAAUUAUGAAUGAUCAACAAAAACUUUUCACGAAGUUAAAAUUAUUUUAUUCCACAUAUACAUUUAUAACAUUAUCCAAUGUCGUAUCAUAUUCUGGGUCUAUCAUUAUUUUAACAUAUGCAUCCGUUUUGGUUUUUACGACGUCAGAAGCAAUACCAAUGUUUUAUGUUAUCAAAUUAAUAUCAGCAUUUGGAUACAUGAUUAUUAUUUUACUACUCGUUUGUUAUUUAUUAGAACGCAUUAAUAAUAAAAAGGAAUCCGUUAAUUUUGAGAUGUAUAGUUGUAAUUGGACUACCAUGAAUUUGAGAUCGAAAAAAAUGUUGUUGUUAUCAAUGCAAUUGAAUAAUGCUAAUGAAUUGACGAUUAAAAUAACACCAAGAAGAAUUAUCAACCUACAAUUUUUUAAUAGCGUGAUGAUCACGUGCUAUAACAUUAUCUCAGCCAUGUUGAAUAUAAGCUCUAAGUAAAAAAGUAAAUAAAGAAAUAAUAAGAACAUGUUAACUGUAAUUUUUAUUGAUUUAUUGUUUUAAUUGUGAAUGAUAUAUUUAUAUUCUAUGUUAGUAUGUUAGUUGCAACCUAAACGUAAUUCCGUUCCGCUUAUAAAUUAUAUAAAAUAAGUCAUGAGUUAUUAACUGUAUCGGAACACGUUACACUUGCACUACUCGUCGGACAUGUCGCGCUCUACUUACGGGUUUCACACAUUUAUAUAUUCGUAAUAAAACUAAUAACAGAUAGCGCUAUUCUUUCAAAACAUAAACCACCUACAGCUAUAAAUUAUUUCAAAACUCUUUUAAUUAAAUGAUUUUUAUUGUAACAUUAUAGUUUACGUCAACCAAAUCAUUAAUCAACUAAUCACACAUUCCCAAUUUCAGUCACCAAAUAAAUCAUAUUUAAUAACCCAUUUAUAUUUAACGUAUAUUAAAUAUAGGUAGUGAAUAAUUAGUCAAUUAGAUUUUGUUAUAACAACAUAAACAUUUUUU